GAUGCUUAUUACCGGAAUUGUUCAUCUACGAUGCAAAUUGCACAGGUGCGUAUAAAUACUUGUGGGUACCUUAAUAAGUAUUUAACUCACCAGUAAAUCUAAACGCCAUCAUGUCCCAUAUAGAUUUCGACGUCUCAAAAGCCACAGAGGUAGAUGGGAUGGGCAUUUUCUUUGGUUGUGGCCAUCGCUUCAUCCUAGCCGUUGAAGAGACUCCCGCGCUAAGUAGAGAAUGUGCGGACAGCUUUAAAUGUCCCCUUCGCCAUUCUCACAUGUGCUUGUCCUGGAAUGAUAGUUUCCCUAGUUGGCUAGACUCCUGUGGUUCCUGUGACAGGUUUUGUACUUUUGACGCGAUGGCCGAUAAAGUAGCUGCUCAAGAUGUGUUCGCAAUCACUUUCAAACAUGGAAUCGUCUCGGUUCCAUGUAUUGGUAACGAAAAAACACUCACUUUGUUGCCGCGUGUCUUCGGGUUUGGUUUUGGACGUGUCGAGUUCAGGGCAAUCAUUGAUGAGGCGGGCGUUAAACACGUUGUUGAGCUUAUGUUCCUUUACCUAUGGGGCAUGACCUGGCUCAAUUCGCAAGGGUGUCUCAAGAAUAAUCAUUUAGUAAAGAUUAUGAUUCGCAGCGAGGUAAACCCUUGGAUGAGGCAUGUCUAAUAUUAACCUUAGCAAUAAAUCGUGCAUGCAUACCCCAUAGAUAGGUAGGUAGGUACCCAUUUAUAUUUCGAAAUAAUACCUGAGAUACAUUUAUUUUCCAUUGCCCCUACUGUGUUUUGGUUUAUUCCAAGUCUACUUCGUCCAUGUUCCUGAUGAAAAAGGAAUACCACUGAACGCUUUUGAUGUGACCAAGAACACUAACUUUCUCGUCUACCGUAUGUAUGCCUUCAAAACCUUCCUGUUCCGGAUCCCAACCAGGUUCAUAGCGAAAAAUGUGUCGGGUUAAAUCC
Molecule: messenger RNA, 943 nt
Organism: Hypoxylon trugodes
Lineage: Eukaryota; Fungi; Ascomycota; Sordariomycetes; Xylariales; Hypoxylaceae
Exons: 1
Coding region: 111-653 (180 amino acids)
Source: RefSeq, a predicted model, not a curated record